Molecule: messenger RNA, 1187 nt
Organism: Striga asiatica
Lineage: Eukaryota; Viridiplantae; Streptophyta; Magnoliopsida; Lamiales; Orobanchaceae
Source: the annotation of a GenBank genome assembly
GUUUUAUUGAAAUAUAUGAUUUCUAAAAAUAAAAAAAAAGGGGGGAAAGUGAGUAAUUACUCAGACGGCAAUCCCUGUUAAUAACCCCAUCUCCAAUUCCAAAUCCAGGCCAAAUCGAGAAAUAGCCAAACCCUAACUCCCAAAUUCUCUGACGCUAUCAAUUCAUUACCACAAUGGUUUGCAUCAGGAAAGCAACGGUGGAUGACCUGCUGGCGAUGCAGGAAUGCAAUCUGUUCUGCCUACCGGAGAAUUACCAGAUGAAAUACUAUCUAUAUCACAUUCUCUCGUGGCCGCAGCUCCUCUACGUCGCCGAGGAUUACAACGGCAAGAUUGUCGGUUAUGUUCUGGCAAAGAUGGAGGAGGAAUCCACAGAGUGCCACGGCCACAUAACCUCACUCGCCGUCCUCAGGACUCACCGCAAGCUCGGCCUCGCCACUAAGCUCAUGACUGCCGCUCAGAACGCCAUGGAGCAGAAUGCUGGGGAAGAAUCAUCAUUAGGCAUCUCCUUUACUUUGCUAACCCAGGUGUAUAGAGCUGAAUAUGUGUCUCUGCACGUCAGGAAAAGCAACAAGGCUGCAUUUAACUUGUACACUGGGACUUUAGGGUACAAGAUUCAUGAUGUUGAGGCAAAGUAUUAUGCAGAUGGAGAGGAUGCUUAUGAUAUGAGGAAACAACUGAAUGGAAGGAAGCACCAUGGCCACCACCACCACCACCAUGGUGGCGCGUGUUGUUCUGCCGACCACAAAACAGAUGGAUCAGCCGAGUGAGAACAAUGGCUCAAAAAUUGUCUUUGUUUUGUUUAUUUAUUCCCUUUAUUCUCAUGGACUUGUCAGUGAACCUAAAAGAACAUGCAUGUCCAACAUAUUUUGCUUUGUCUCAAAUCCUUACUUUGACUUGAUUUGGAUAUUUUUGUGCCAUGUCAUCUUCCAGACAGAUAAAGAAAUGUUUCCGGUUUAACUCAGCUGCAUAUUCACUUUCUGAUUUUAUAAAGUGUGUACUGUUGCUACAAAUAAAUAGGUUGUUGAUUGUGCUUUCUGUGUCUAGAUGUUCAUUGUGUUUAUCAGAAAUAAGAUUUCGGCAUUCGUGCAGAGCUUUUGUUCCUCUCAUUUAUAAAUUUCGUUCACACCCUCAACUACUUCAAGGAGUUAAGCCGCCAUGUCUGAAAAUAGCUAGAGCUCAUUUUCCCA